AAAAAAUAAACUGGCAAAAUAAACUGUUAUCGAGUGCCAGUACUUGUGUACUGGUGAGGUUAUAAUUAGAGACAUAACUUUCAAUCACACUGCUACCUUCAAUCUACUCACUAGCGAAGCGCCCCCAACACGAGAUCGGCGUUGCAAAGACUAUUACCGAUGACAGAAUCAAGGGUAGAUUUUGCGUUACUCUCGCUCUUCCCCGCAACACGUGCGCAGGUUGAGGAGUCAUGGCGCCGGACGUGGCCACAAUGGGGUGGUACUCUGAGUCUCACAGAGUACCUCGCGCGAGAGGUUGACAUGGAAUCCAUGGAUCACGCGAAGGAUGGAAAACUGAUCACCUGGGUGCUGGCGCCACGGGAUGACCCAACCACUCUUGAUUUCAUGUGUUCCUGUGAGGCAUUCAGGCGCUCAGGUCUCGUUGCUUAUCCCUCAUCUUCUACUUCUGAGCCCAACUCAGUGCACGAAGUAACCUGUUACGCCAUUGCCAGUGUCUUCACCCCACCCUCUAAGCGCGGGCGCGGCUAUGCAAGCCAUAUGAUGCGCCUCUUACAUUGGGUCAUUGCCUCGCGUGCUAAUCUCCCCAAGUUCCCACAAGCAUGGGGCGCACCGCCGGAACAGGUAACAGAAGCUAGUGAAGGACUGUUCUCUUGCCUGUACAGUGAUGUCGGAGAAGACUUUUACCGCUCCGCAGGCCCUGGGGGUAAAGAGGGUGGAUGGGAGACACGGGGAGCCGUUUCGACUAUUUGUGACGUGGGUACAGAGGAAGGGGAUGAUGACGGAUGGACGUGGUUGACGCAGGAGCAGCUGAACGGGCUUUGGGAUCGUGAUGCUGGGCGGAUCAAUAAAGAGCUGGCGAACAUGUUGACAACCGACACCUCAUAUGAGGUGGAGCGCCCGGCAGCAUUCGUGACGUACCUGCCAACAAACGGUGUCUGCGGGUUCCAUAUCCCACGUUCGACGUACGCUUCGGAAGUUUCCAUGGCAGGUGGAUUCUGGGGUAUACAGUCUUUGAACGACCCAGACACAUACGCAAGCUGGAGCGUGGACUUGAGACCUCCUCCGCCAACGCUAAUCAUUACGAGGCUCUGUGCCAGUGAAGAGACGUUCCCUGGGCUAAUCGCGAAGAUCACGCAAGUGGCUAGACGCAGCGGAAUUGGGAAAGUAGAGGUGUGGAAAUUGGGAAAAGGAUUAAGGGACAUUGCGGAGAGGAUGGGUGGGCGGACGGUCAUACGAAGCGAACAUUUGCCACAGAUAGUAUGGUAUGGACCUGGAGCGACAGGGAAUAUAGAGUGGGCGUAUAACGAGAAGUUCAGCUGGUGCUGAUACGGGAUUGGGUUGUAGUUGCAGAUCAAUCAGAGGUAUCGCGCUGGCAUGUCUAGAAAGCAUUAGCUACGUGGAUCCCGGGAAUGACCCUGCAAGCGCAUCCACUGUCACUUCAAGAGUAUCGACGAAGGUAUCUUCACCUUCCGCGAUAUUGAUGAGGUGGACAUGUAUAUCACCACUCUUCCGAACGAUCACUGUUUUCAACUUCUGGGAACCUAGUUGGGCUCCGUCGCGUUCGUUCUCGAUUGUAUUCUCGAGUUCGGCAUCGAGACUCGACAGCUCUUGUAUGUUUUUUUUAUUUGUCUGUUUCCUCCAU
Molecule: messenger RNA, 1642 nt
Organism: Suillus subalutaceus
Lineage: Eukaryota; Fungi; Basidiomycota; Agaricomycetes; Boletales; Suillaceae
Exons: 4
Coding region: 160-1326 (388 amino acids)
Source: RefSeq, a predicted model, not a curated record